AUGUCGGAGAGCCGGGCAAUUACCGGGAGGCGACAACACCCGUACAAGACAAGCAGUCCACGAAACGUAGUGGGACCUCUAGAAUCACUUGCAUCUCGACCACCUAACACACAGAGGCCAUCACUACCCGCAGAUUCUGAGAAGAGGCAAAAUACUGGAACCAGGUCCACUUCGACUUCGGCUGUCGAAGAACUUCCAGCGCCAGCUCAGAUUCCUAAGGACUACACCAAUAGAACUCUGCUUAUCGCUGAAAGGAGCCGCAUUUAUUUAGAUUGUAUUGCAAUCCUCGAGCCAGUGUCUACUGCAGUUUUGCUAUUGCAAACAGGUCAUUCCAAUGCGAACAGCCUGAAGCCCACCGCCAAGGGCUCGCCUAGUGGCCUGGGGGUAGUUCGUUAG
Molecule: messenger RNA, 396 nt
Organism: Opisthorchis viverrini
Lineage: Eukaryota; Metazoa; Platyhelminthes; Trematoda; Opisthorchiida; Opisthorchiidae
Exons: 2
Coding region: 1-396 (131 amino acids)
Source: RefSeq, a predicted model, not a curated record